This is a messenger RNA of Dufourea novaeangliae, 729 nucleotides long. RefSeq lists its product as uncharacterized. The record is from RefSeq and is a predicted model, not a curated record. Lineage: Eukaryota; Metazoa; Arthropoda; Insecta; Hymenoptera; Halictidae. Gene Ontology annotation, cellular component: mitochondrion. Gene Ontology annotation, molecular function: translation initiation factor activity; ribosome binding. Gene Ontology annotation, biological process: mitochondrial translational initiation; ribosome disassembly.
AUGGCUGACAGGCACUGGGAAGACGGAAACGGCCGACUGGGCAAUGUUUCCGCUUCUAAAUAUACGCGUAAACGAACACACAGAAAGGGAUGUCAAAUAGUGUUUUUAGGAACGUUAGAAGCCAGUAGCCAGUGGCGACUCACUGGUGAGUGGCAUAGAAUCUAUGUCAUAGAUCCACAUAGAUCACCACGAUCAGUACAGGCAGGAAAAUCAAAAACAGAAGAAAAUAAAAACACCAAAAUCCCUAAGAUUACACUGAUUAAUCUUGAUCAAUCUAAAACUAUUGUUCUUUUGGAGGAUGCUAUGAAACUUGCUAAACGCAACAAUUUUCACUUAAUUAAACUGUUAUACACUGAUGGAAGUGAUGAAAGAGAGGUUUAUAAGCUGUGUACUCAUAAAGAGAUUAUUGCAAACGAAACUGAGAGAAAUGACAACGUUAAAAACCAUGAAUCUAUCAAAUUUAAGAGUUUUAAGGUUUUUUCCAUAGACACCAAGAUUACAGAAUAUGACUUGGAUGUAAAACUAAAAAAUAUCAACAAGUUAUUGCAAAAGGGACACCGGAUAAAACUUCUACUAAAACAUUAUGACAACCAAAAGGAACAAUUGUUAAAGCAUGUAAAGUGUAAAGUAGAGGGAACUAUAGCAGUAGAAAGACAAAAGGGUAACUGUGUCAUUUGCACAUACCAUCCUGUAUUAAAUAAUGCCAGUGACAGUUCUAAGAAAAUAUAG